Molecule: messenger RNA, 2740 nt
Organism: Bombina bombina (fire-bellied toad)
Lineage: Eukaryota; Metazoa; Chordata; Amphibia; Anura; Bombinatoridae
Gene: CCDC61
Product: coiled-coil domain containing 61
Exons: 13
Coding region: 204-1742 (512 amino acids)
Cellular component (GO): centrosome
Source: RefSeq, a predicted model, not a curated record
UUAUAUGGAGGAAUAGGAGGACAUAGAUAUAUAGAGGGGCGCAUGGGGGAAUAAAGGACUGUGCAGUCUCUAGAAGCAAAAAGUGAGCAUUAUUAAGUAACUAAGAUUGGGGCAGUAGGGGAACGGAUACAUAGUAGACUGAAGGGGGAGUUGCAGAAAGAGAUUACUAGUCAUAAGGGAUAUAGCAAGAGAUGGCUUAGAUAAUGCAGGACAUGUUCUCAUUGUCAUUAUCAAUUCCAGACUCCGUCAUGGAUGACCCUGAAGUCACUGAGGCACGAUGUGUGUUCCGAGGAAUUGAACAUGUGCUGCGCGUCCGAGAUGCUGGUGACCGACUAGAGGUGGAAGUGGAAGACGCUGUCACAACUGAUCAGUGGAGAGGAGAGUUUGAUGCUGAGUUUAUUGAGGAUGUGACCCACAAGACGGGGAACUUUAAGCAAUAUGCCAUCUUCUGCAACAUGCUUCAUUCAGCCCUUACACAGUCUAGUGAGUCUGUGACCCUUGACCUUCUGACCUAUGCUGACCUUGAGUUGCUGCGUCACAGGAAAGCGGGAGGAGCCUCCAGACAAGCUCUGCCCACUAGAAAUUCAGCCCUCAGCUCCAAGCGCUACUUGAUUCUCAUCUACUCGGUGGAAUUUGACAGGAUUCAUUACCCGCUUCCACUGCCCUAUGUUGGAAAGCCAGACCCUGUUUACCUUCGCCAGGUCAUCCGAGGCUUGAAGGAAGAGGUGGCAGCUCUACGGACAACAGCAGGUGAAGGUUCCAGGGAGAGUGAGGUCCGGCGGCUGCGAGAAGAACUCCACCGGGUGACUGAGGAGAAGCGGGAGGCAGAACUUGCUCUUCACAGGCUGCAGGAGGUAGAGAUUCCCAAUAGUAAAGAGGCCAGUCAGGUUCGCAUCCUGAAGAGGGCAGUGCAGACGCUAGAGGCGGAGCUACAGAAGGAGCGAAGCAGGAGUCAGCGGGCAGCCAGCAAGAAACGGGAGGAAUGCAGCCAGCUAGCAGAGCAGCUCGAGGAAGCGAGGGCCGCGGAGCGUACUCUGAGGCUAAAGGUGAAGACUCUGACCACAGAGCUUGCCAUGUACAAACGAGGACGUGUGACUCCCACAGGUCCUUCCCCCUCGAGUCGUUCUGGCUCUGCAGGCAAGGCUCCCGUAUCCCGCAGUGGCUCUCGGGGAGAUAGCAUGGGGAGGAGAGACAGGUCUAAUUCACGAGAGAGGAUUGGGAGGUGUUCUGGAGAUGUGAGACCAGGAAACCGGCAACCAAGGAUGUCUCCUUCACCUGUGGGUGUCCGUCCACCACGAUUUGACCCCACAGCAUACAUCAAAGACAGGGACCGCAGGCAGAAGGAGGCAGAGCUUAAGAAGGUUCGUAGAGUUUCCGGGUCACCAUCAAGUAUCAGAGGCCAGCGACGCAGCUCCUCAGUUGAGAGCCUUCGAAGUCAUCGAACCUGCCAAAGCUCAGGCGAUGAAAUAGAGGACACAGAGCUGCUUGGCAGGAGUACUGACAAACGGGUGACGCCUCGAGGCAGAAGACCCUUUGCCCCGUCCUCCUGGAACAGUCGUAAUCCGGGUGCUCAUGGGAUUCAAGAUAAAUCUACAGGAAGAAAACGUCUCUCCAGCACUCCGGCCAAUGACCGUAAAAGUGAAAAAGAAAAUCGCUUUGACCCCCUCUCAGAUCUCUCAGACAUUGAUGCACGGCUGCAGGCAUUGCAGGAUUACAUGAGAAAUCUUGACACUCGCAGCUAAAGUGAUUCCCACGGUUUGUGACAAUGAAUGCAAUAAAAAAUGGCUGACCUGCUUUGACGAUACUUGGGGGAAGUGAGACAUGACACCCCCCUUAGUAAAAGCUCUCCUGCAGUUCUGGGAUUCAUCUUGAAUUAAACAAUGGGUGCAAUAGAAAUUCCCUGGCAUCUGGUCGCCAGUGAGAAUACAUCACCAUUCUACUUAUCGCCAGUAUCUGUAUUACUGAUUGGUCACCCGUGCAGACACUUUGUUUUUAACUAUAUGACAAUCCUAGAGACGUAAAAAGUGUGUAGAAUGAGGCUGUUUAAGAAGAGGAGGUAGAACUCCAACUAAAAACUUGUGAGAUGUACAGACACUCGAUUGUAUCUUGUUUGACCAAACAGAAUGUGUGAGCGCACACAGGACCACAGUUAAUACCACCUUGUGGCUGCGUUAUGCUCUCGGCUUGCGCCACUGAGUUAGGACUGCCCUGGAUUACGCAGUUUAUUGCAGCAACUUAUGCAUUCCUCGUACACAACGAACAAAUUGUCAUUUUAUCUCUGUGCUUUAAAUGAAAGAGGAGUAUUGGAAUUUAGUCGUCCAUGUAAUCUGUUACCUUCUAUCAUAGUGAAAGCUCAGUAGCCAACGCACCAUAUCAGGGACAUUUAAUUAGAAGCCAGGCACAGCAUUAGCAGCCAAGCGGUGAAAAGGAGACAGAGUAUUUCUAUAUGGUACAAGUAACGUAAUCCAGCGGAUGACCCUGCCAACCUUGUGUGUGCUACCUCCUCACACUGGCGCACAAAUUCGCUUUCACGUGUGAUUAGAACAAGGGCGGCUGCAGAUUGUGUGGGGCCCACAAUGAACCAUGUGGAGCUGCUCUGCAUUUUGCUGCUUGGAUCAUUUUAUUGUAUUUUUUUUUUUUUUUUUUUCUGAAUUUUUAUAUUGGAAUUUUUAAUUUAUUUGGUUUUAUUGUAACUUGUAAUGAAGGUUUGAGACUGUAAUGUUUAUAUUAUAUUUAAACA